Messenger RNA from Mus caroli (Ryukyu mouse), 2162 nucleotides. Lineage: Eukaryota; Metazoa; Chordata; Mammalia; Rodentia; Muridae. The record is from RefSeq and is a predicted model, not a curated record.
CAGCUGGGAGUGAUGGGUUUGUAGAUGAAUUGUGACAGUACAAAUGUCACAGCACAGGACAGGCAGAGCUGUGAUUGGACAAGCAGCCAGCAGCAAUGCUAUUUAUCCAGAGUCUCUAGCACAGGACGCUGGCUAGAGGUGAGAGGCCAGAGUCAGAAAGACACUUCCAAAGCAAGCUCCCCAAGGAAAAUGGGCACCCAGGGAAAAGUGAUCAGAUGCAAAGCUGCUGUGCUCUGGAAGCCUGGGACCCCACUUGCCAUUGAGGAGAUAGAAGUGGCCCCACCAAAAGCAAAGGAAGUUCGAAUAAAGAUUGUGGCCACAGGAAUCUGUGGUACCGAUAUAAAAAAUGUGGACAGAGAAUACUUUUCUCAGUUUUGCCCCAUCAUUAUGGGCCAUGAAGGCGUUGGGAUAGUUGAGAGUGUUGGGGAAGACGUAAGCACGGUAAGAACAGGUGAUAAAGUUAUCAUAUUAUGUAUUCCACAGUGUGGAGAAUGUGAUACUUGCCUGAAUUCCAAGAACAACAUUUGUACAGAAAUUAGACUGGCAGAAACACAUCUGACAUCUGAAGGCACCAGCAGAAUUACCUGCAAUGGGAAGUUAGUGCGGCAAUAUGCUACUCUGGGCACCUUGUCUGAAUACACAGUCCUAAGGGAAAUCUCAGUUGCCAAGGUUGACGAAGGUGCUCCCCUGGAGAAAGUGUGCAUAAUUGGCUGUGGGUUUGCCACUGGAUAUGGAGCUGCAAUCAACUCUGCCAAGGUGACCCCAGGCUCUACCUGUGCCGUGUUUGGCCUCGGAGGUGUCGGUCUGGCUGUCAUCAUUGGCUGUAAAGCAGCAGGAGCAGCCAGGAUCAUUGCUGUGGACAUCAACAAGGACAAGUUUGCCAAGGCCAGGACGGUGGGUGCCACUCACUGCAUAGACCCACGGGACUUGGAGAAACCCAUUGAGGAAUUUUUAUUUGAUAUGCUGAAUGGUGGCGCAGACUUCUGCUUUGAAGUCACUGGAAACAAAGAAACAGUGGCAACUGCCCUGGGCUCCUGCCACAAAGACCACGGGGUCUGCAUAAUUAUUGGAUUAAUAGGAUAUUGGAGUUCAAUCAACAUCAGUAGCCAGUUGUUCUUCUCAGGACGUACUCUGAAAGCUUCUGUUUUGGGAGGGUUCCAGUCUCUCCUGGCCUAGAGACCAUGAGGAGCCAUCCUAAGGUCUACUUCACAUACCACGAAUGCGAUGGGCCCAGGAAGGCAGCAGUGUAACAGCCAGGGUCCAGAGCUGAGGAGGACAAUUUGUGACUUUUCUCCCCGAGAAGCAUGUGUGGCACUUCCAACACUGAAAACUAACCAGCAAGGAGGAAACUUCAAGUCCAGCUCCAGCACGGUUUCUCUAAGUUCUACCAAGUGUGGAAUGUCUUCAGCAAUAAGGAAGAGACUUUUUAAAAGUUAUUCCCACUCUUCCUUCAGAGGCCAAACCUGGCCUCUCACUGAAAAUGGUUCAUUGUGAAAUCAUUGCAGAGCUCACUCGUUCAACUCAGGAGCCAGCUUGUAGAACGAGAGCAGGCCAAGCCCUGUUGUUAGGCAGGCAUCGUGUACACGAUUUCAACAAAGCACAUGUGGUCCUUACUGUCAUAAAGCUUUCAGUCUCAUGAGAAUAACUGAUCAUGAAUGCAUGCACACAGAAAGUGUUCACCACAAAACGCAAUAAACAUUCUAGAAACAAGAACUUCAAAGUGGACUUAAUGUGUACUGAAAGACAGAUUUUAAAUACUGCAGUGAAUUUAGAUACCAAUUAAGUACUGUGUGCAUAGAAGGCCUUGAACACAGGUUUGCCUCCACAGCCAGUCUUCUUGUGUGUUCUAAUAGCUGUCCUUUGUUUCUUAACAUUAGCAGGCUGCAAACAUGUUUGAGGUAUAAGUACUCAUUUUAUGUUUCAUUAAUAGUAACAAGAUUCAUGCGAUAUUUAGCAAUUGUGUACCUCUUUUUAUGGACUUCAAGACUAUGGCCUUUUCCUAUGUGCUUCUCCUGAAAGCACAGCUCCUGGUGGUGACCCUGCUUCCAGGCAGCUCAGAUGCAUCUGUCCGUGUAGCUUGCUGUGGCCUGCAAUAAGCAAAGAGUCUGUGCUGUUUGUCAGGGUGACAGAAUUCUUGUACUGGCUAGUUUUGUGUCAACUUG